This is a messenger RNA of Closterium sp. Naga37s-1, 4221 nucleotides long. NCBI's taxonomy places the organism in Eukaryota, Viridiplantae, Streptophyta, Zygnematophyceae, Desmidiales, Closteriaceae. The record is from the annotation of a GenBank genome assembly.
AUGUCGUCGUCCACCGAAGCGCCGUACGAGGCGGCGCCGUGGGUGGUGGGAGUGACGGCGCGCGCGCCGAGCAACAUCGCGGUGAUUAAGUACUGGGGGAAGCGCGACGAGGCGCGCGUGCUGCCGCUUAACGGCAGCGUGAGCGUGACGCUCCACGUGGACCAGCUAGCCGCCGAAACCACCGUCGCCGUCAGCCCGUCGUUCACUGCGGACCGCCUCUGGCUCAACGGCAAGGAGGUGGCGAUGAGCAGCCACCGCUACGGCAACUGCCUGGCUGCUCUGCGUGCACGCGCCUCCUCCACGCACUGGCGCCUGCCCGUGCCGCACGCCACGCAGCAGAGCGAGCAGGGAGAGGGAGAGCAGCGGGAGGUGGAGAUAGGAGCGGGGCAGUGGCAGCAGCUGCGAGUGCACGUGGUGUCGGCUAACAACUUCCCCACCGCUGCUGGCCUCGCCUCCUCCGCUGCUGGCUUCGCGUGCCUCGUGUUCGCGCUGGCAGAGCUCAUGGGAGUGAAGGAGGCAUACCCGGGCGAGCUCUCAGCCAUUGCCAGGAUGGGAUCAGGCAGUGCUUGCAGGAGCCUGUACGGCGGAUUCGUCACCUGGGACAAGGGCGAGCUAGAAGACGGGAGCGACAGCAUGGCGCGGCAAGUGAAGGCAGAGGACCACUGGAGCGAUCUCGUCAUCAUCAUUGCAGUGGUGGAGGAGAGGGAGAAGGACAUUGGCAGCAGCGAGGGCAUGAAACGGUCCGCCCAGACCUCCAAGCUGCUGCAGCUGCGCGCUGAGCACGUGGUACUGGAGCGAAUCACAGCAAUGGAGGCAGCCAUAGCAGCCCGGGACUUCCCUGCCUUUUCUCGCCUGACCUGCGCCGACAGCAACCAGUUCCAUGCCACGUGUCUCGACACAGCGCCGCCCAUCUUUUAUCUCAAUGCCACGUCGCGCCGCGUGAUUGGCUUUGUGGAGGAGUUCAAUGCCCAGGAAGAACAGCCGAGGGCAGCAUACACGUUCGAUGCCGGUCCCAACGCAGUCAUGUUUGUCCAGCGCCACAACGCUACAGAAUUCCUCUCCGCCUUUCUGCACCGCUUCCCACCACCUGACAGCACCCCCCUCUCCAGUUUCCGAUUUCCCUCCCCGUCCUCCCCUUUCCUCGUUUCCCCCUCGUUUUCCCCACUCUUCCCCCGCUCCUCCCCCUCCCCCCGCGCAUUCCCUCGCGGCGCCGCAGACUGCUCGUUCGCGGACUCCCUCUCCGACUUCGCGCUCUCCGGCGAUGCGCUCAGUGCGACCUACAAGGCUUGCCCCGCCGUCACCCUCACCAGCGACGCCGCGCUUCUGGCGGGCGGAGCGCUCAACCCGUCUGCCAUUGUCCUCACCGACCGCGCCUCCUCCGCCGGCGGCGGCUGCGCUCCGCUGGCGUUUUCGGCGUCGUUCGCGUUCGCGGUAGCGUCCGCGAAGAACGGCGCGUCGAAGGCGGGGCAAGGGGUGACGUUCUUCGUGACGGCGAACGCGGCGUGGGAGGCGGGCAGCGACAGCGGGUUCCUCGGGUGGGGCGAGACGGGCGACUCGCCGAGCUUCGCGGUGGAGUUCGACACGUUUAAAGACACAUGGGACAAGGCUACGCCGCACAUCGGGUUCAACCUAAACGCGUCCGUCAAAUCAGUGACCGCCAGCAAGGCAGCCAUCCCCGCGCUCAGCGACGCGAAAAUCAAAUACGUUUGGAUCGACUACAGCCCCGGCACGAAACAACUCACCGUCUUCUUCAACACCGCCAAGAAUCGCCCCGCUAAGAACACCUUCGUUACAAACUUUGACCCGUGCGCACUUUUUAAAGCUUCGCAAAACGACCCCAACAGUGACACGCCGCUGUACAUGGGGUUCAGCUCGAGCACGGGCGCAAAGUACUACUCCGCGCACACGCUCCUCGGCUUCAACGUCACCGCCAGCGCCGCCCCCGCGCAGACCGGGGGCGGAGGGGGCGGAGCGGGCGGCGAGGGCGGAAGCGGGGGAGCUGGGUCCGGUGAUCCUAGCGGCGGUGGCGGUGGCGCUAGUGGCGGUGGGAAUGUUACUGGGGGCGGGGGAGGUGGCGCUAGUGGCGGCGGGAAUGGUACUGAGGGGGGGGGAGGUGGCGCUAGCGGCGGCGGGAAUGUUACUGGAGGGGGAGGAGGUGGCGCUAGUGGCGGCGGGAAUGUUACUGGAGGGGGAGGAGGUGGCGCUAGUGGCGGCGGGAAUGUUACUGGUGGGGGAGGAGGGGGAGCGGGAGGGCCAUCCAGCGAUCCGACGGCCCCGCCGAGCUACUUCCCUAGUGAGUUGCGACCCGCGCCUCGCGCCAGCUAUCUUCCCCUCCCUGCUGAAAGGCCUGCCUCCAUCCCGCGCAACGACCCCCCUCCGCUGCUCCAAAAUCCCCCGCGCAUCGGCGACCGUUCCCUGGGAGGGCUGCCCAUCCCGCGCAACGACUCGCGGCCCAUGCUGAACAAGUGGUUCCACUACGCGUCCGUGUCGCUGAAAAUCGAGCGAUCCAACAACACGGCCAAUUGGGCGUUCAAGGAGCACAGCAACGUCGACUGGCGCGGCAACCUCACGGCUGUUGUGGAUCAGGACUCGCCCAGCCUCUGCAGUUCCUGCUGGGCGUUCGCAGCAGCGUCGGCGAUCGACGGCGCGUUACUGGGUUACCGCAUCCAGCCGCCGAACCGCGUUUCGGUGCAGCAGAUGCUGACCUGCGGAGUAGACGACUGCGACGGCGGGUUCACGACUGACGCGUUUGAAUACGCCAUCGCGAAUCCGCUCGUGUCCGCCGCGGCGUAUCCGUACAUGGCGAAUGACAGCACCACGUGUAACAAGAGCAUCAUCCAGGCGAGCCCAGGAGUGGCGAUGGUGAGGUUCUACGAGCGGGCGAGUCUGCUGGGCCCCAUCGGGCUCAUCCUGGCGCUGCAGUUCCAACCCGUCGUCGUGCACGUGGAGGCCGACCAGGACUGCUUCCUCAACUACAACGGGACGAGCAUUCUGGAGGAUAAGACGUGCUUUGCCAACCGGAUGGUGAACCAUGUGGUGGUGCUGGUGGGGUAUCACCUGGAGGAGCAGGGCAAGGCGGGCAGCUACUUCAUUCUGCGCAACAGCUGGGGCACCACGUGGGGCGACAACGGGCACAUGAGGAUUGGCUUGGACCGCUCUCCCUUUGGCUACUGCGGCAUGUGGAGCGAACCGGGCUACUACCCCUUGCUGCCUGCUGUCCCCGGCAAGUGGUGCCUUGGCUUCCCCUGCGGCGCUGGAAGGUGCUCCGACCCGCCUCAGCCGUCCAAGCCGGGGGAGAAGCCGAAGCAGUUCUACAGCUGCGACUGCACCAACGAGCCCUUCCUCAUUCCGGCUGUCAACGUGGACGGCACCGACACGUGCAUCGUUAAGACGGUGUGCAUGCUGCAGAUGCAGAACCCGUGUGGCGCUGGCACGUGUGUGGACGAUGGCGUGGGCGGAUAUAACUGCACGUGCCCGGCCAACUACACCUCCACUGCUCGCCCUGACGGCACCGCCACCUGCAUUCCCCCGCCCCUCGCGGCGACCACAUACACCAUCCAGGCGGGAGACACGUGCGACACCAUCUGUGCAGCCAACAACAUCACCACCACCGACUUCCAAACCAUGAAUGCGGCCAUCAACUGCAGCAGCAACCUGACGGCGGGAGUGACGGUCAACGUGACGUCAGCGACAGCUGUCAAGAUGUGCAUCAGUUACUACGUGAACCAGCCGAACGACACGUGUGCAUCAAUAGCCACCAAGUUCAACAUCACAGAUCUCACCUCCCUCAAUCCCUCCCUCGACUGCUCCAACAUCUCCAGUGCAGCCAAUCAAAUAUGCGUUGAGAUGGGCCAAGCGCUUCCCCCAGCCUCAGUGUCAACAGUGUGCACAGAGUACUACACACUGAGCGGCAGCGACACGUGUGCGAGUGUGCAGAGCACGUAUGGCCUCACGGCCUCGGAGCUGUACCGUAUGAACCCUGGGCUCAACUGCAACAACCUCAUUGACUACUCCGACUCCUCGCUCUGCGUUGCGCAAGCCAAGUUCGGCGCCUCGUCGUGCAGCAAGCGCUACACAGUCAAGUCAGGCGACACGUGUGCGGCCAUAAUCUACAAGUACUUCCGCGGGAAGACCUCGUACGUCAGCAAGCUCAACAGCGGCUUCGUCUGCACCUCCUCCACCCUCUACGUCGGCCAAUCCCUCUGCGUCUACAACCUCUGA